Coregonus clupeaformis (lake whitefish) is the source of this 488-nucleotide messenger RNA. Its product is annotated as polysialoglycoprotein-like. The transcript has 4 exons. Lineage: Eukaryota; Metazoa; Chordata; Actinopteri; Salmoniformes; Salmonidae. The coding region runs from base 23 to 433 and encodes 136 amino acids. The record is from RefSeq and is a predicted model, not a curated record.
UAGCAAGACUGUUGUUGUUAUCAUGGGAGCUCUGAGAGGAUUGCUGCUCUUUGUGCUGACUGUUGGGGUCUUCAAUGUUUGUUGUUCCCCUGUUGGAAAGUCCAAGAAGCAAGAUCGAGUCUCUCUACAGAGGAGAUUUGGAGAGCUAGCAUCAAAUGACGUCUCCAUUGCACAUGCCCUGGCCUUGCUCCGGUCCAUAGUGUCUGACUCUAAACAAGCCAGAGAAGAGUAUUUGGAGACUGACGACGACUCUACUGGUGCCGCUACCGGCUCGCCUGACGACGACGACUCUACUGGUGCCGCUACCGGCUCGCCUGACGACGACGACUCUACUGGUGCCGCUACCGGCUCGCCUGACGACGACGACUCUACUGGUGCCGCUACCGGCUCGCCUGCACGACGACUCUACUGGUGCCGCUACCGGCUCGCCUGACGACGACGACUCUACUGGUGCCGCUACCGGCUCGCCUGACGACGACGACUCUACU